Emys orbicularis (European pond turtle) is the source of this 1521-nucleotide messenger RNA. RefSeq names its product lymphocyte activating 3 (gene LAG3). The transcript is spliced from 8 exons. Bases 1 to 1521 code for a protein of 506 amino acids. Lineage: Eukaryota; Metazoa; Chordata; Testudines; Emydidae. The record is from RefSeq and is a predicted model, not a curated record.
AUGACAUUGGCAUUUAUGCCACUGUCUCUCACCCUCACGCUGCUGGUGACCAAUGCCAGCAGUACUUCCCCUGGAGCACCAAAGGAGCAGAGGGGGGAGCAGAGGGUGUGGGCCAAAGUGGGAGACCUGGUUGUGCUCCCCUGUCACCUGAGUCCUCAGGAGCUGCAGAGCAGCUGGAAGCAGCUGUAUGAGAAGACAGCUGUCCGCUGGGAGCGGCAUGGGGAAAGCUCCCACAAAGAGCCCCACAUGGUGCUGGAGGUGGAGUACAGUGGUCUCCUGAAAAGAGCCCGAUCCAUGAUGCCCCGAGCCUCAGUUAGGGAAACCGGCUUCCGCCAAGGGGACUUCUCCCUCUGGAUUGAGCCACUACUGAGUGACGAUGCAGGCCAUUACGAGGCGCUGGUGAGAUAUGGCAAGGAGACUCGGCGCUGCCAUUUGGAGCUGGGCAUGGUGACAGUGACUGUCAAUCCCCCAGGCCUCCUGGUGGAAACGGAGCCUCUCUUGCUAAACUGCAACUCCAGUCAUCCAGCUAAGCUUGUGGGGAUGCGCUGGUUCCAUAAUGGCAGCCUGGUCCCCAUCUCCAGCAGGUUUCGUUCCCACCAUGGGGCUCUAUCCAUCUCCAGGCCAACUGUGAGCGAUUCAGGGCCCUGGCACUGCGAACUCACAUACUCAGAUGACGAGAGAGUUUCUGCCACAUUCAACCUUCAAAUUCUAGGUUUUGCUGGGCCAGCCUCUCCUGUAGUCUAUGCUGCAGUAGGAUCUGCUGCCAACCUUCCCUGCCUCCUGAACCGAGACCCCAGUGCUUCCAGCAUUCUAGGGGUGUCAGUCCACUGGAGCCGUCUUGCAGGAGGGGAUCUGGAAAUAUGGGGCAUCUCCAGGAAUGGGAGCAAUGGGAGCUUCACCCUCCAUCUCCCUGAGGUGGGGCCACGGGACGCAGGGCAAUACUGCUGUGCCAUCUCUAUCCAUGGCACGACCAUCACUAGGGAUGUGACCUUGGCAGUGAUGACAGUCACCCCAAGUAUCAAAGGGCCAGUCGCUGAAGGCUCUCGUCUGCUGCUUAUCUGCAGCCUCACCCACCCCAGGGGGCAUGAGCACUUUCAGUGGAGGCAACUGAGUUCAGGCCUCAGCAAUGGGAGCUCAUUUGAGGCCACUCCCAGGAGCCCAGCAGUCCAACGCUACUAUCUGGGUUCCACCCUGGAACUGACCCAUGUGUCACAAGAGGAUAUCGGCACCUGGGAGUGCAGUGUCCAUGGCUCAGAAGGGAGGCUGGGAGCUGUGGAAUAUGAGCUGUAUAUUCUAGGUGCCCAGCUCUCUGGUCCUUGUCCCAUUCUGGAUGGGCAGACCUCUUUUGGCCUUAUCCUUGUCCUCGUUCUCCUGCUUGUGGCCUCCAUCCUGGCUUUGAUCCUGCAGAACCGUAGGAUAUUCUCCCCAGCCUUCCCGGCACUGGAGCGGGUGGUUACCACACCAGGGAAUGCAGGAAAGGAUAAAGGCCAGGAAGGGAAAAGCCUGCAAACAGAGUGCUGA